This is a messenger RNA of Strongylocentrotus purpuratus (purple sea urchin), 4543 nucleotides long. RefSeq names its product tyramine receptor 1. The record is from RefSeq and is a predicted model, not a curated record. Gene Ontology annotation, molecular function: peptide binding; G protein-coupled receptor activity. Gene Ontology annotation, cellular component: membrane. The coding region runs from base 809 to 2455 and encodes 548 amino acids. Gene Ontology annotation, biological process: G protein-coupled receptor signaling pathway. Lineage: Eukaryota; Metazoa; Echinodermata; Echinoidea; Camarodonta; Strongylocentrotidae. The transcript is spliced from 4 exons.
GUGUCAGAAUCAACGAAGGUCUGGUCAAUUUUGUAGGGGGUAGUUCCGUUGUGAAGGAUGUUUAGUAGCUAACCCAUGUGACGUAAAGGUUGAGGCAUUUAAUAAUAGCAUGAUUCGUCGUCAAUCGGGAGUGAAAAGAUGACAUUUCUGCGUAGCCUUGGAGAGAUUGCAUUAACGACUGCUGAAUGAAUCAAACAGCGAUCUGACAUUUCGUCUAAACUACAGUCACCUUUGACAAGCAAUCUUCAUUGUUGUGUGUUUUAACUGGGAACAGGAACCUAUCGCUCGUAAUUAUUAAAUGGACACCAGUGUGACAUUAAAAACCAGUACGACAAAGAAAAUCUGUAUGGCAAUUUUCUAGAAACGCCAUACACAGACAACCUCUGAUUUUUUAUUUACUCUCCAUCUACAUGAUGCUUUUUCUAAUGGAAUCCAGGCAGCUUUCGAACUAAAUCAUUAAGCAUUGAUGUAAAUUGAUCAGGAAAUUUUCUUGUGUAAAGGACAGGAAGCCGGGGUUAGUCCGACAGAGACUCUAUGAAUAAAGUAUGAACACUCUCACAUUCGACCGAGUAGUUUUUACUAAAAGCCAUUAGCAAGAGCAAUAUAUAUAUAUGAAUAAGGUCAGGACUAACAUAUUAACAGACUAAUAGAAAAUAGUACAAAGCAAAACUGACUAUAACGACGCGACAUGCUCUUCGUUGUCUUUGUCCAAGUCUACGCAUUGAAGUUGACACUGAAGUAUACACAAUAUUACUAAGAGCUAGCGUAUCUGUCAAUAUAACAUUUCAUUUUCAAAAACUAAUUGAAAAUGAGUCAACUUACGAGCACUAGUGCAAUAUCAACAGAGUUUGCAAUCAUGGAUGGUUACAUCUUUGAAACAAACAUGACGAAUGCUACUACUGAUGAGCCCCUCCACGAAAGGGACAGUCCUGAAGGGAUAACCGAAGCAGCUACCCUCAUCGUCAUCAUGAUCGCUUCGUUCUUCGCAAACAUCUUGGCGAUGACGCAGAUCCUGACGUCGAAGAAGCUCAGGAAGAUCCACCACAAUCUCCUGAUCGUCAAUCUCAACGUGAUCGACCUAGGAAUCACUGUUUUCAGCAUGACAUUCUCCGUUGCCGCCAUCUUUGAUGAUGGAUAUCUCUUGAAGAAAAACCCGAUCGUCUGCACGAUCAAUGGAUUCUGCGCCAUCACCUGUAGCGUCGGUAAUUUCACCAAUGUCAUGUGCAUCGCCGUUGAUCGAUACAUCUCCAUCGUCUGGUCGACACGUUUCCCGGCAUCGCGACGUCGAGUGUACUUCAUGAUCGCUUUCGUCUGGGUGGUCAGUAUCACCAUCACGCUGCCACCAACGGUCGGGUUUAUCUCAUAUUUUGUGUACACCGACAAAACCCACCACUGCUCUCCCAGUUGGCAAGAUUAUAGCUAUUACAUAAUAUGGUUCACGGUUAUUUUUGGUGUGACAGUACCGGUGAUGAUCAUCAGCUAUGCAUGUAUCAUUUAUCACAUCCGACAAAGCGAUCGGCAACUCCGCGUUUACGACGGUAUGAAAACAAGCGCGAACAUAUCAAAGCAGUUGUCAGGGUCUAAGGGCAGUGGUAGUCUGCAGAGCUCACAAAACCUUGGGUCGAAUACGUGUCGUGAUUCGCAUCGCUGUCGCUUACCACAUCCGGCUGUCAACGCCCAACCCGCUCACCUCGGGAAACACAACAGUGAUGGUGCCUCUGAAGCAAGUCUGAACCGAGGAUUUCAAGGUGAUGGUCUCGAUCUUCAUAAGAUCGUAAUGGACGAGAAUGAAGCCGGAAUAACCGAUCUUCAUAAGAUCGUUAUAGACGAGAAUGAAGCCGGAAUAACCGAUCUUCAUGAGAUCGUACUAGAUGAGAAUGAAGCCGGAAGAAUGGCGCCAAGACUCUUUGUGAUAUCUGGACGGAGAUGUAGCCUAUCUACAACACAGUCCUUGCCGAUCUUUGGUCCGUCCAAAAAGGAGAGCGACUCGAAAACGCAGGACGCCAGUCAAAGCAACAGUCAGAGGGAGACUUGUUCAACGCAUUCCAGAUCGAGAGCAGUUUCCUGUCCUGUAGAGAAUGGAGAGCAUGCGAGGGGACACAAGGACUCGGACCAUCGUGUCCAUCUUGACAAUGCACUGAAUAAGCUGUCGGCAAGGAAACUGAGCGUGGACAAACGGGUGGCUGUCACUGGAGCCAUGUUGAUCCUCACCACAAUAUUCUGUUGGGCGCCAUACUGCAUUGUCCACUUCCCCAAUUUUCCAGAGGUCAGCCAUUCUGUAGCGGCGGCCACCAUGUGGAUCGCAUACGCGAAUUCCAUGAUGGAUCCCCUCGUCUAUGUGUUCAUGAACAGGAAAGAAAGCACCAUCCAACACCUGAGCAGCAUCCUGACAACCUUCUGCGAAGUACCAAGAAAGACGUGGGGACGCCUUUGCGGUAAAGGCACUGACUGGUGACCUGAUUCUGGUGUCGUCGUCGCCGUGUGGAUAGCGUACGUCAAGUCAGUGCUGGAUACCCUGGUCUAUGUCUGCAUGGAUAGGAACAAAAGCACCCUACAAAACUUUAGCAGUGUCCUGGCAGCAUUCUGUGAUUUACCAAGAAAGACGUGUUUUACAGACGUCUUUCAGUGGCGAAAGAACCGUAGACUGGUUGCCUUGAUCUUUCAUAAGACACUCCACAUCUAACUGGCCAAGAACUCUGUAUUGCCCAAGACUAGUUGCGUGUGUGAAACCGAUUAUAAUGUCUAAAGCAUCCACCCUAUACAUACCUCAAAUUCGAUUGCAUUUUUAACUAGGCCUUUUUAUCGAGAUAUUUACACGUACAUUUCCACAUUAGACCGAGUCGCGUUUAUCGCUCGUUAACCUUUUAGAAGAUCAGUGUCGUUUUGCUCAAGAAAACAGGUUAUGUUAUCUCGAAGAAGAACUUUCAUCCGUUCAUUUUCCAUAUAGUGUACAAUAUCGUCGAGUCAGUCCUUACAUGACAAAGACGAUGGAAUUGUACUUUAUAAUGCAUGAUAGCGUUUUAAUGCUCAACUCAAGGAAUAACCCUAGGCUCAGGACCCUAUCUACCUCCUAACCUCUCUGUAAAUAUACUUGAUGUAAGAAACAGUGACAAACCAGAAGUGUUCUCUAAUCAAGUAUCACAAAUGGUCAGACUAAUUAAAUCUUUGAAGAUACACACGGAAAUGUGACACGAAAAGGUGGACCUGAAUGCGUGCAAACGCAGGAGAGAUGUGUUAAUGGGAGACUGCAAAAUGGAGGUUUGAGAUAGGAAUUGAUCAAAACCACCAUUCGUGCAUGUUAUUUAUUUAUUUAUUUAUUUACGAGAUUUACACUUUUCAUUUGCCGUUUAUGUAUAUUCCAACGUGUGUUUAUAACUAUAUCAGAGUAUUAAUUUUCAAGAAAAUAAGCAUUGCGUUAUAUUCAUGCUUUGAUAUUUUAUACAUUUAUCAUAACCUUCUUUUAUUUCCGUAAGUAAUUAAAACGUCAAUGUUGCAUGUUUUAUGUAGGCCAGCUACAACUUUUGAUCAAAUAAAAGUCGUAUAGUUAUGAUGGCUUCUCAUUCUUGGAUUUCUAACUUAUGAUCCUUGUUUGAAUAGCAAGGCUUGGAAAUAAACAAACUUGUCUUUUGGUCAGUUGAAUGUAGUUACGCUGAAAUCACCAACCACCUUUGUAUUUUUUAACUUAAAAAAAAAAAAAAACAUAAAAAGAACUUGUACAUUUGGGGCUAUACAUAUAGUAUCCAUAGAAAACGGACAUACAAUGUAUGAUAGUACAUGUAGAUAAUAUACAUUUCACCUAUUAAUUUUUCGCCAAUUUUAUUUUCGAUGAUUUUGUAGUUUUAAGGGGUGUUGUAUGGCGAGUUUAGCAAAUAAAACGUCCGUGUAACAUUUAUUCAGCAAACGCAGGAUUCACGAUGAUGAGGAGGACGAUCUUUUUAUAGACGCGAGGCAGUAACAUGCGAGAACUUUGAUCAAGGAUGUGUCGCCAUUAAAUGUACAGUACUUGAAACGGUUCUCUUAAUAGCACUUAGCUAUCGCUUUUGUGAUAUUUUACUGUCUGGUUUCAAGACCCAGAAUAGUAACAUUUGGUUUAAUAUUUUACGCGUUCCAUAUUUUCUUUUCAGAUGACACCAAUUGGCAAUUAAUACUUCUGCACUUUAACGGCAUUACUCACAAUUAAAACAACAAUUGGAAAUCAAUUGGAUUUUAAUACUUCAACUCAGACUUUCUGACGUUUAGUAGCAUUACAUCUGUACAAAUUUAUGUUUUUUAUUCUCUCUAAGUGUCUAAAUUUGUACUGUUGAAAACUAUUAAGUCAUGUAAAGUGGUAUAAAUAGUAUUAGUUGAUGCCACAAGCGUUGUUAAUUUUCAUACAAUUUAAUAAAAAUGCCAUCACGCUUGAUAUCUUGAAGUGUCAUCCUAAUAAAUGCCAGUUUUAAAUAUUAAAAUAGAUUUAUAGAUGGAUUGUUAUUGGUGGAAUUGGAUAGAAACAGGUACGUUAGAUUGAAAACAGAAAAUAUAAUAUAAAGUACGUUAUAUGGAA